AUGGCGAACUCUGGUUUGCUUUCCCUUCUCUUUCCCUUAUUGCUUGCAGCUCUUGUGCUAAACUGCCAUUGCAAUGAAAGAAAGGUACAUAUUGUGUACAUGGGAGAGCGACCUCAAGGGGAUGUGCCCAUUUCAGACAUGCACCACAGCAUGCUGGAAAAUGCAGUUGGAAGGUUCUCCCUACAAGCCAACUGCUACUACGAAUACUACUUGCAAAAAUGA
Ilex paraguariensis (yerba mate) is the source of this 222-nucleotide messenger RNA. The record is from the annotation of a GenBank genome assembly. Lineage: Eukaryota; Viridiplantae; Streptophyta; Magnoliopsida; Aquifoliales; Aquifoliaceae.